UUAUACAUAGUACGUUUCUAAUAUUAUUAUUUUGUAUGAAAUAUGUAUUAUGUUCUAACAAUUCUAUCUGUAUUUAAAUAUCAAUUUUGGAAUAACCAUUUAACGAAACUCAUUUGUGAAAGAUCAACAAAAAAAUAACGAAAAUGGAUCACAUAACGGAUAAAUUAAUGCAAUAUUUUGGUCACCGAAAAUUUAAAAGUGAACUUCAAGAACAAGCUAUAAGAGCUAUUACUAGAGGUGUGCAUGAUGUUUAUGUAUCCAUGCCAACAGGAUCUGGAAAAUCAUUGUGUUUCCAACUGCCUGCAAUGUUACAAGACAAUAAGCUAGCUAUUGUUUUCUCACCACUUCUGGCACUCAUAAAGGAUCAAAUUGAUCAUUUGACUAAGCUAAAAAUAACAGCUGAAUCUAUUAAUUCCAAAAUGAGUGUGAAAGAUAAGGAGCGAGUACUAAAUGACUUGCAUAGUAUGAAGCCGAAUACAAAGUUUCUUUACAUUACUCCUGAGCAGGCGGCUACUGGCACUUUCAAGUCUCUCAUAGACCAUCUUGUCAAGUACAAAAAAGUAUCAUAUAUAGUUGUUGAUGAAGCUCACUGUGUCAGCGAGUGGGGACAUGACUUCCGACCAGACUAUCUAAAGCUUGGGGAAUUAAGAGAAAAAUAUAAAUCAAUACCAUGGGUGGCUCUAACAGCAACGGCAAGUGCAGAUGUAGCAAAAGAUAUUUUAUCAAAUUUAAAAUUGCUUCAACCAGUUGCAAAGUACAAGACUCCUAGUUUUAGAAAGAAUCUAUUUUAUGAUGUGGUUUAUCAAAAUUGUAUUGAAGAUGAAAUAGGGCACUUAAUGGAAUUCUUAAAAAAUAGUUUAAAGGAAGAUGAAAAUGUUAAACAAAAAGACAAAAAUGCUGCAAUUGUUUAUUGUCGAACAAGAGAGCAGACUGAGGAUUUGGCAAAUAUGCUAACAAAAAGGGGCUUGCAGUCUCUAGCCUAUCAUGGAGGUUUGAAGACAUCAGAUCGUAUAGCAGUGCAGGAAGCCUGGUCGUCGGGAGUAUGUCCAUGUGUGUGCGCUACACUAUCAUUUGGUAUGGGAGUGGAUAAAGCCACUGUUAGAGCAGUAGCUCACUGGGGCGUUUCGCAAAAUGUUGCCGCAUAUUAUCAGGAAUCCGGCAGAGCAGGUCGCGACGGUAAACCUGCAUUUUGUCGUAUCUACUACUGUCGCAGUGAAAGAAACGCAGUUGACUUUUUGCUCAAAAAUGAAAUCGGCCGAGCUAAAACACCCGAACAAAAGCAACGUUGCAAGAACGCCUACAAAAGUUAUGAAAUAAUGGUUAAAUAUUGUGAAGAUGUUAGAUGCCGGCACCUGACGUUCGCGGAGUACUUCGGCGAGGAGCGUCCCGCGUGCGGCGGGCGGUGCGACGUGUGCCGCGACGGACGCAGCGUGCGGCGCGCGCUCGAACAGCACUCCCGCCGCGCGCUCUCCGCCUCGCUGCACACCGCCGGCUUCGCACCCGCCGACCACAGCGACCCCGAUCUCUACGGAGGCGGCCGAUACGGACAGAAAAUGGAAACGCAGUCUUACUAUGGCAUCGGUCAUGAUAGUGAAGAGUCUGAUGGAGAAAGUAGUCACCGACGGGUCGGAGAAGAGACCAAAUCCCUUAUUUUAAAAGAAUUUGCUGAACGGAAAAAACGUGUUGAAGAAAGAAAAAUAACCGACACCCCAGAAUCUGCAAAAAAUUCCAAAUGCCGAGCAGCCGAAAGUACAGCCACGAAGGUUAAUGGCUUAACAUUGUCGAAUCGUGAAGGCUACCUUAUCAUACUCACGGAUGUCCUUAGCAAUAAUCUCGCCAAUAUGAAAGGUGUUGACGAACCAAAUAAACCAUUAUCAAAAAAUGACAUAGAGCAAUGCGCUGUAGAAAUGGAAUAUGAAGCAUUCUCUAGUCAUACUGUUGUGAGUCUCUACAGACGGGCUAUGUCUAAAAUGAUUUCAGCAGUAAAGGCUUGUCAGGAUUGCAUUUUCCCACAGCUAAAAGAGUUUGACUCUAAAUCCAAAAAAGAAGAAAGUAAAAUCUAUGAUGGUUUUGUAAAAGCAUCAGAGUUAAGAAAUGACGUAGAGUCUAAAAGCGAAGCAAGGCCUCUUUCUAAGGCCGACAAAGAAACAAAAAGAAAAGCUAAUUCGUUUAAAAAAGACCCACUCACACAAACAAAACUCAAAACCUUCUUUAAAGAAACAUCCAAGAAAUCUCCCAAUGGUGAUGAAAGCGAAAGUGAGAAUGAAAAUAGUCUUGUAAUUGAUGAAAAUAGUUUAAAUAUUUGUAACAAUACAACAUUGAAAUUGAAUGAAGAAUCUACAGAUCAGAAGUCUUACAGUCAUAAUGAUACAACAUUAAAGAUUACUGAAAUCGAAACCAGUGAACAAACAUCCGAUGAUGAAGAAGUGAAACCUAAGACUCUAGUUAUUAAUAUAACACUGCAAGGUGUAUCCUCCAAAAAUAUACAAAAUGAAUCGGAAUCAUCUGAACAAUACGCAGAGGACCGUGACAGGAAUAUUCAAUCACCAGAAAGUAAAAAGGGAUCGAAACGAAAAAUCAAAGAUCUUUUUGGGGACUCUGACGAAAGUGAUAUAGAAUUUAAAAAAUCAAAAAAGUCGAAACAUAGCGACAAACAUAAAUCUGGUAAACAUAAGAAGUCUCACAGUGAAAGUAAAAAAAACACUAAAGACGAAAGUCGAAAGGUUAAAUAUAUUCCAAAAAAAGAAAGUAGGCAUAAAGAUGAUAUUAAGAAACCAAUUCAAAACGAAGUGAAAGGCGUUGAUAAGCAUGAAAAUAAUCAUCACAAUGAUAGCACAAUACUCGUUAAGACGGAAGCUGAAAAUGUUGUAAAAUUAGAAGGUCCCUCAUUGUACUAUAAUUCAGACAGUGAAUCCGAAAAGGAAUUAGUCAUUGAUUUGCCCAAUGAUUCUCUGGUCAAUGACAACGACGGUAACGAUACAGCAGUCGAGCUUAGUCGACACGAGUCGGCAACAGAUAAAAACAUAAGUGAAGAAUUAAAUUUUGUAGAAGGCCCCAUGGACACAGACGACGUUGAACUAUCUAAAGCAUAUAAGCUUAGCAAGGAAGCCGAUAAGGUGCUGGAAUCGUUAAAGCAAUUUGCUGAUUUGCCGCCUAAGCCUGUCGUAAGCGAAGUCGGUACUGGCGUGCAGCAGAAUGAUGGUACUACGAAAAAUAAACCAAUAUCACCAGAACGUCAUCCUAAAAAAGAUAAACAUCACCAUAAACAUGAUCACAAACAUCGGAAAACUCUAAGUUCGAAACAGGAAGAUAAUGCUAAAGUUAACGAGAAAUUAAAGAAAAAGGAUGAAAUACUCCAACACAAAGAAAAAGAUAUACGAAAAGAAAAAUGGAAGCACAAAAAGAAAUCAAACGAACCAUCCACAAACAAAGCAGAAAAAGUAGAUGUGGCAAGUCUGGUUGUUAAAUUGUUAAUGCCAUAUUAUAAAAAGAAAAGGAUUAGCAGCCGCGACCUUUUCAAAAUAACUGCCCGGCACAUCGUGCAUCAACUGUUAGCUAUUCAAGUUACUGAAGAGGCAGCAAUUGCGAUGAUUCUUAAAAAAACAUUUACAAAGGAGAUGAAGAUAGAAAAAGAAAGUGACUUAGCAGCUAAGCUGAAUCUGAAAAAGGACACGUGAAUUAUUUGUUAAUGUAUAUAUUAAUUUAUUAAAUUUUAUCCUUUGCAUAUCUAUAUUAUAUAAAUGCUUAUUUUU
Messenger RNA from Bombyx mandarina (wild silkworm), 3752 nucleotides. RefSeq names its product RecQ5 helicase (gene RecQ5). Gene Ontology annotation, cellular component: chromosome; nucleus; cytoplasm. The record is from RefSeq and is a predicted model, not a curated record. Gene Ontology annotation, molecular function: 3'-5' DNA helicase activity; four-way junction helicase activity; nucleic acid binding. NCBI's taxonomy places the organism in Eukaryota, Metazoa, Arthropoda, Insecta, Lepidoptera, Bombycidae. Gene Ontology annotation, biological process: regulation of DNA-templated transcription; double-strand break repair via homologous recombination.